This is a messenger RNA of Schizosaccharomyces osmophilus, 1641 nucleotides long. RefSeq names its product retromer complex subunit Vps17 (gene vps17). Lineage: Eukaryota; Fungi; Ascomycota; Schizosaccharomycetes; Schizosaccharomycetales; Schizosaccharomycetaceae. The coding region runs from base 1 to 1641 and encodes 546 amino acids. Gene Ontology annotation, biological process: intracellular protein transport; retrograde transport, endosome to Golgi. The record is from RefSeq and is a predicted model, not a curated record. Gene Ontology annotation, molecular function: phosphatidylinositol-3-phosphate binding. Gene Ontology annotation, cellular component: retromer, tubulation complex; retromer complex; endosome. The transcript has 4 exons.
AUGUUGGGAGACGACAAUGCGAAUGAUCUUAUAAAUUCUGAUGUAUUCAAAGGAGGGUUUUCGGACCUCAAUCAUCAAGAUUUUCAAAGUGUAUCCAUUUCAUCAGAUCCUACAACAGCAAAUGCUAACGCUGAAUCGGAAUCUGAAACCCAUGCUUACCCGGAAGGGGUGAACGGUAAUACUUCUUCAGCUCCGCUUUUUGAGGCGAAUCGCUCUAUUGCUGAAGAAACAAUGAACUCGUCGACUAGUUCUACAAAAGGCCGAGAGCCUACAAGCAAGGAUGAUCAGCAACUAUUAAAAAUACGAAUUAUAGAAAUUGAAGCUGAGAACGCGAAAGAUCCUGUUGUCAAGAUGAAUAUGUGGGCAAAUAUUCAUGGGUAUCGCUCAAAAAUUUACAAAAACGUGCGAAGGACUCAUGGAGAAAUAAAUAAACUCGCACGGUAUUUCAUGUUUACUCAUCCAGAAUGUCUAAUUCCUGCUGUUCCAGAGAUUUUCACUUCAGCUGGCAUUGGUAGUAAAGACGACAUGCAGUACAUGGUGAACGGCUUACAAGCUUGGUUGGACUAUGUUGCAGCAAAUCCAAAUUUGCUUCAUGAUCCAGAAUUAAAAUUAUUCGUUGAAAGUGAUUAUGGUUAUUCUCCGUUAGUAAACACUGGAAAUCCUACCUCUGGUCUUAAGAGGAAAGCACUGAAACAGCUUCCUUUGCCUCCGGACUCUUGUGAGGAGUUGGCGACGUUGCGCCCAAUAGUUAAAUCAUUCUACAAUAAUACCAAAGAUGCUGAAAUGAAACUCAAAAAGCUAGUUGCAAGAAAGCAAGCCUUAGCACAAUCGCACAUCGAAUUGGGUCAAAGCAUGAUUGACUAUGCUUCUGCUGAAGAUCAUACAGGUAUGGCAAGUGCCAUUAAUCGCUUAGGGAAAAUGCUUCAAUCUUUAUCUGAUGUUCGAUUGAUGCAGUCUACUACGCGACUCGUUACGUUUGCCGAUACCCUUUCUUAUGCUUCCAAUAAUGCAUUUGUUGCAAAGGAAAUUCUCUCAAAUAGACACAUCUUGAUGCGAGAUUUAAUUACUGCACAAAAUCAAACAAAUUCUUGUCUUUCUUCUGCAAAUCGUCUGCAAAGUAAUCCAAAGAUAAGUAAGGCACGUACAGAUGAGGCUCUGGAUGCUCUUGAAAUAUCAAGACUAAAUGAAAAAGAACUCUCCCAUAAAUUGGCUUAUGUCACAUUGAAUUUACUUAAUGAAUCCAAAACGUAUAAAAAACAAACUUCUACUACAUUACGGGUGUCUAUUCGUGAUUUUGUGGAAAAGGAGGCUUACUACGAGCGUCGAGUUUUAGCUACUUUAGAGUCCAUGCGACCUUACAUACGAAAUAUUGAUAAUAUGGGAGGCUUGUCUCGUCUGGGCCGCGAAGGAUUGCCUCGUAGAUUAAGUAUUCCUCCUCCUAGCCAAAAGUUAAAUCAAGAUGCUUGGAACAAUCGCAAGCGUUCUGGUUUUUCAUACAAGUCAGAUCUCUCUUCACAUGCUGGCAAUGGAUCUUCGAGCGUAAGUGAAAAUACCAAUGAUGGAGACGAUGUUGUAGAAAGGCAUCGAGGAACUGAUAAGCUGGAUCCCAAGAGUGUUGCUACUUUAUUAAACGCUAUUUAG